GCCUUAUUUCCUUUACUUUGUUAAUCUACUCAGACUGAACACAAGCUAAACACUGGGAGAGGGAACAAAGAUGGCCGACUGGAGUUUGUUUGCGCUGACUUUGCUUGUUGGAAUCGGCGUGGUCCAGCUCGACCCUCUAAAAUGCUGCCUGCCAGCCCAGUAUUCUUUGAUCAUGACUGACCUGAAAACUAUUAACACCAACUCCAUAAGUAAUUCAGACUACCAAAUGGACUUUACGAUGAACCUUGCGGCGAUACGGGCGUCCACCCUUGACCCCAUCACAGGUACUUCUGUCAUCAGGUCCAGAUCGGUCUUUGAUUAUAGCAGGGGAAAGAUGUACUACAUACCAGAAAACAGCACACUGUGCUACAUCGUGAAUAUUACUGCCCUACCUACACGAUGUAUUCCAGACGAUGCCCUGUACGUGGACUCCAGUUAUUUCGGUACCUUCCCAACACUUACCUACGAUACCUGGAGGUUCCGCCUGCCUGGGUCUAACAUAACGGUCACGCUUGCAGUAUCAAGUGACAGUUGUGUGCCCGUUGUAGAAGGAACAUCAGAUCCAGCCACCCAAACAGACCAGAUUUUACUCUUUACCACCUACGUGUCAAACAUUAGGUAUCCUUCUUUGUUUGAUUUGCCGGCCAGCUGUGGCCAGUCCGACUGGACAGAUAGGGAGCCUAACAGGCCUUGAGUCGGUACCCAGUCAAUUCUGUGACCAGGUGAAUAUUAUAAACUGGGCAUAUAAGGCUACUUUUAUUGUGUCUCAGUAAUACUCUUAUGUUUUGUAUCGUUUUUAAAUGUUUUUGUCAAAUAAAAUGACAGAAAUAAAUUAUUUUACCCACACA
Messenger RNA from Pomacea canaliculata, 848 nucleotides. RefSeq lists its product as uncharacterized. The transcript is spliced from 5 exons. Gene Ontology annotation, molecular function: calcium ion binding. Lineage: Eukaryota; Metazoa; Mollusca; Gastropoda; Architaenioglossa; Ampullariidae. Gene Ontology annotation, biological process: cell-matrix adhesion. Gene Ontology annotation, cellular component: lysosome; extracellular region. The record is from RefSeq and is a predicted model, not a curated record. Bases 71 to 694 code for a protein of 207 amino acids.